UUUGUUUCUUUUGUUAGCAAAGGCAGUGAAGCGCGUAAGGUGGAAAAUUAAGAACACUUGCACAAACUGCAAGCACAAGUACACAGUGAAGCUCUCAAGUCUUCUUGGUCACUUUGUUGGCUGUUUGGACACUUUGUUUGUUGCACUUUAAACUAAACAGAUGUCUGGAACCGCUGUGAAUUAUGGGCAUGAAGUGGAAAGAGCGCCGAAAAGUACUUUCCAAAUAGAGGACGUUGAAUAUGAGGAAGCUCGCAAGUGUCUGUUAUUCAAAAAUGGUGCGCGUACAGCACUGGUUUUUCUUUCCCUCGUACCCAUUCUCCCUAUCGGACUGAUCAGCGUGUUCUUCUGGUUUAGGGGCCGUAAGCGGAUGAAGGCAGGGGAAAAGAAAUCUUCAGUGAUUGAUUUUGCGGAAGCAGAAAACAUGGCAUUGACAUCUAUCUUGUUCGGCCUGUGUGGAUUACUGACAGUACUGAUUUGUAUCGAGCAACUUAAGAGAAACCUACAGACAAUCCACCCAAAAUAAUACUACCCACCACCCCCUAUGCACGACUCGGAUACCCCAGCGCGUACACAGGGGUGUGCGCGCACCCCCUUCCCUCCCCCCCUAGGCGCUAAAAGGGGGUCAUUUCUUUCUUAUUGAGGUCACAGGCUCCCCACCCUAUGCGCAUGAACGCUCAUGGAGAUCGGCAAUGCAUGCGCGCGCCUUUUUUGUACAUCUGAGUGAGAAAAAUACAUGAGAAAAUUACAUGAAUAUAGCAACAACAAAAAUACAUCUUUUUUCUUUUACUUUAUUCUUAAAAGUCAGAUGUACAAAAAAGGCGCGCGCGCAUGCAUUGCCGAUCUCCAUGAGCGUUCAUGCGCAUAGGAUGGGGCUUCUCUAUAUGAUACCUGCGUGACCCCAGCAAUUUCUGCGUACGCGCCUGGAUCUCAUUACGUCUACCGAAGUGGCUACUCACUUAUAUUGUUUAUUAUGCCUAGUGCACACUAGCAACAUAUCGACAUAAAGACAUGGGCGCGCGCACUCUUAUCUUCGACAUAACGACAUGGACAUAACGACAUAAGAGAAAAAACAUGAUUUUUCUUUUAUGUCAUUAUGUCCAUGUUGUUAUGUCGGGCGGCUAAACAUAGUGCGCGUGCCUAUGUCGUUAUGUUGUUAUGUUGCUAGUGUGCACUAGCCAUUAGAAGGCUCAAAGAAUAGAUUAGAUCUUGAUUAUUAUGACACAAAAGACCUAUGAUUUGAAUGAUGUCUACGACAAACAAGAUAUGAUAAUGCCAUGAUUUUAAUUAUUAUAAUUACCACCAUCAUGAUGACUGUGAUGAAAAAUGGUUAUUCAAAA
Molecule: messenger RNA, 1337 nt
Organism: Nematostella vectensis (starlet sea anemone)
Lineage: Eukaryota; Metazoa; Cnidaria; Anthozoa; Actiniaria; Edwardsiidae
Exons: 4
Coding region: 161-523 (120 amino acids)
Source: RefSeq, a predicted model, not a curated record